Leptomonas pyrrhocoris is the source of this 1191-nucleotide messenger RNA. RefSeq names its product putative protein phosphatase 1 catalitic subunit. Gene Ontology annotation, molecular function: protein serine/threonine phosphatase activity. NCBI's taxonomy places the organism in Eukaryota, Euglenozoa, Kinetoplastea, Trypanosomatida, Trypanosomatidae. The record is from RefSeq and is a predicted model, not a curated record. The transcript has a single exon. Gene Ontology annotation, cellular component: nucleus; cytoplasm. The coding region runs from base 70 to 1191 and encodes 373 amino acids.
GCAGAUCUAAGGAAAUCAUAAGCUAAACAAGGCAACCUCGUGGGUUGCUUCACACAAUUUCACAGCAAGAUGCCGCACAAACGGGCGAGAAUUACUGUGGAACUCUCCACGUGCACAUUGAGUACGUUGCCCACGGAUACACUAUCUGUUGAAAGCGAAAACGACGUCUUAUACCGACUUUUGGAACUGUUACCGGAGCACUACACGAGCAAUUCUUCUGCGGAACAGCGUAUUCCUGAGGCCUUAAUUGUUCAAAUUUUAGUCAAGGCUCGCGCCCUCAUUGCCAGCGAACCCAUUUUUGUCGAAAUUGACUCCCCCGUAUACGUGUGCGGCGACUUGCAUGGGCAGUAUUACGACCUGAUCAAUAUAUUCAAACGCUGUCCACCUCUCGGAGGAAAAGUCUUCGGUUCCGAUAGCAAAAGGCAGCGCACUGACCAGGAAAUUUCACCAAACGAAAAAAUGUACAACUUCUUGUUUUUGGGCGACUACGUUGAUCGCGGGGCGCGCUCAGUUGAGGUUGUUGUGACACUCUUAGCACUCAAAAUCAUUUCUCCUGAACACUUGUGGAUGCUCCGGGGAAACCAUGAGGACGAGCAGAUUAUGUUACUGUACGGCUUUUACGACGAGUGCAAGCGACGCUACGGUGUCAAGCUCUUCAAAAUGUUCACGGACCUUUUUCGGAUACUUCCCGUCGCAGCACUUGUUAACGGAUCUAUCUUUUGCAUGCACGGCGGCCUCUCCGCUGAAUUGCGCUUUGUAAAGGACAUUCCCGACACGCGACCGUGUAACGUCCCUCAUUCAGGCAUCAUUUGUGAUUUGUUAUGGGCGGAUCCUGAGGCAGACCUUCCUAAUGGUGUCGACUGGGCACCAAGCUCGCGGCGCAUUUCCGCUGUUUUCUCUGAGAGAGCGCUGGAGCAAUUUUUGCUAGAGAAUGACAUUGAUUUAGUGUGUCGUGCUCACCAAGUGGUAGAGGAAGGUUUUCAGUUUUUCCCUGACCACAAGAAACGCCAUCUGCUCACGGUUUUUUCUGCCACAAACUACUGCAACGAGUUUGGCAAUCGUGGUGGUGUUUUGUGUGUAGAUGAAAAUGGUAUCUGUAGCAUCAUCACGCUGGAGCCACCAGAUUUCGUGCAGCAGCGCGACAUACUGCUCUUUCGAGAUCCUGUUCCUAACCCACUGCACCAUGAUUAA